CAUUAUACUUGUAUACGCUGGCGUUUGUCGCACACAGCGUUUCUCGUGCCAUGGCUUCCAUCCUGAAGAGCUGUCGCGAGUUGCUAGUGGAGUUAGGCGCAUACUUGUGGUGUAUCGUGGCCAGGCUGGUAUUUGCACUGCGGUUUUCCUGGAAAAAGCCUCUGCCACUGCCAGCUACCACUGACGAGCUUCUGCGGCGUUCGGCUACAUCUCUUGCGGCCGACAUCAGAAAUGGCAAGGUCAAAAGUGUUGACCUCGUCUCGGCCUACAUCAGGCGCAUCCGGGAAGUGCAGCCCAUCAUCAACGCUGUCGUCGAGGAGAGAUUUGAGGAAGCACUCGAAGACGCCAAGGAGGUUGACAGACUGGUGGCAUCGGGGACCUUGAGCGCAAGCCAAAUGAGCAAGGAAAAGCCGUUGCUGGGGCUGCCGUUCACUGCCAAGAACAGCAUUGCCAUCAAAGGCUUACGACAGGAUGCAGGAUCGACGUUCUGGCACGGGCGGCGUGCCACGGAAGAUGCCCCGAGCGUAGCGUUGCUCCGGGCUGCCGGCGCCAUCCCGCUGGCCCUAACCAACGUGUGCGAACUGUGCAUGUGGGACGAUGCGCUGAACCUGGUGGACGGCUGCACGCGGAAUCCGCACGACACGCGCCGAAGCCCCGGUGGAAGCAGCGGUGGAGAGGGAAGCCUCCUGGCAGCGGCUGGCUCCCUGAUUGGCCUAGGAACAGACAUCGGCGGAAGCGUGCGAACACCAGCCGCCUACUGCGGGGUCUUCGGCCACAAGCCAACAGCCGGAGUGGUGCCCAACACUGGCCUGCUGCCAGAUGUUGGGGAAAAUCUGAAGCAGUUCAACUGCGUGGGUCCCAUGGCCAGGUUCGCGGAGGACUUGCCGCUGAUGCUCAACGUUCUGGUAGGAAGUGGAACCAACGGGCUUAGACUAAAUGAAAAGGUAAAUAUGAAGACGCUGAAGCUGUAUUACAUGGACACGGAAGGAAGCCUUUACAUCAGCCGUGUGACCACCGAGGCUCGCCGAGCAGUUACACGGGUCACCCAGUACCUCAAGGCGGAGCACGGACUCGAACCUCAGCGGCUGUACAUGCCCGAGAUGAGAUUCGCCAUGUUCAUGUGGUACAAGGUCGCCGACGCGAUGGACGACAAGCCACUGGCCGAGAUGUUCAGACCCGGUGGCUUCAACACGCUCGUCGAACUGCUUCGCUACCUGGUGGGAGUUGGCCGGCACACCCUGGCAGCAUUGGCCGCGUGCACCAUUAUGAGAGCUUGCCGCUUCGGUUCGAAGCAGAAGGCUGAAGCGUACAUCGCCUCUUUGAAUAGCGCCCGCGACAGGCUCGAAGAGGCGCUAGGAGACAAUGGAGUGCUCAUUCUGCCCGCAGCAGUGAGCGCUGCCCCGUUCCAGAAUCAGGACUUGUUGUUCUUAGAUUCGUCGUGCAUGACGGCUCUUUUCAAUUGGUUCAAGGUGCCCGCCACGGUGUGCCCCGUAAUGCGGUCCGCGCAGAAAUUGCCCCUGUGCGUGCAGGUAGUGGCGAAGAGGGGAAACGACAGGCUAUGCCUGGCUGUCGCCAGGGAGAUCGAGAACCGCUUUGGCGGGUGGCCUGAUCCUUCGACGAAAAUGCAAGGGCGGGUCUGACGUGCUCUUAACGACACUUUAUAACAGCAUUUGUAGUUUUCUGUUCUGUGUAUGUUUUUUUUUUAUCGCGGGAAAUCAGAAACUACUAUGUACAAAGCAUUUGGCAUUUUAAUAAAUGACGUUUCACAUCCGCGUUGAGAAAAUA
Molecule: messenger RNA, 1785 nt
Organism: Dermacentor silvarum
Lineage: Eukaryota; Metazoa; Arthropoda; Arachnida; Ixodida; Ixodidae
Product: fatty-acid amide hydrolase 2-A
Exons: 7
Coding region: 51-1640 (529 amino acids)
Source: RefSeq, a predicted model, not a curated record